This is a messenger RNA of Cyphomyrmex costatus, 657 nucleotides long. RefSeq lists its product as uncharacterized. NCBI's taxonomy places the organism in Eukaryota, Metazoa, Arthropoda, Insecta, Hymenoptera, Formicidae. The transcript is spliced from 3 exons. The coding region runs from base 339 to 575 and encodes 78 amino acids. The record is from RefSeq and is a predicted model, not a curated record.
UCUGCUCUGAGCAAAAUGGAGCAAAAUUCCCUUCUACAUAUGUCUAAAGUCUGUGCCCACCUCGAAUCUCGACAGUACAGAGUACAGUUCAAUUUGUUAAAUUUAUUCAAUGCUGUUCAAUACGUCAUGUCUUGAAGGUGAAAUAAGGAUAUAUUCGAGUUUCAAAGAAAAAAGAAGAGAAGUGACCGAGCAUUGCUGUACAAACCGAACGAAUUUUUUCUUGACUUUAAUCGUGAUGAUCUAAUCUAUGAUCUAAUUAGGAACCAUUAUUAGAAGAUAAUUUGCAAACGACGUCACAAAAUUGAUGAGAUUUUGAGACAAUCUGCGACAGAACGAACAUGGAUGACGAAACGUUGAAUAGACUAGCAGCAGAAGCUUUACUAGAAGAAGCCAGACUUGGUGCACGAAGGGCCGAAAUAAUGGGUCCCAGUGGAUGGGUGAAACCUAAAGAAACCAUUAACAAAAGAUUCCUCCAUUCAACAUUACGAAAUGCAGUAAUAUCAAACAAGCAACGAUCUCUGAAGCAAGAAAAAGUAAAAGUUCAACCACUUAAAGACACUGUUAAAAAGUCGUAAUGUAGCACUGUUUUUCGCAUAUGUAUUUAUAUGUUUUUGGUAUAUAUUUUUAACAAUUUCUCAUUUCUUGUUAAGAGAGAAA